Messenger RNA from Otolemur garnettii (small-eared galago), 4832 nucleotides. RefSeq names its product X-ray repair cross complementing 3 (gene XRCC3). Lineage: Eukaryota; Metazoa; Chordata; Mammalia; Primates; Galagidae. The transcript has 8 exons. The record is from RefSeq and is a predicted model, not a curated record. Gene Ontology annotation, molecular function: four-way junction DNA binding; ATP-dependent DNA damage sensor activity; ATP binding. Gene Ontology annotation, cellular component: Rad51C-XRCC3 complex; replication fork. The coding region runs from base 396 to 1445 and encodes 349 amino acids. Gene Ontology annotation, biological process: telomere maintenance via recombination; resolution of mitotic recombination intermediates; t-circle formation.
UGCCGCGGGUGGGGUGGGGGCCUGGUGAGGUAGCAAGGGAUAGGGGUCUUUACUUCCUGCCUCCAACCCCCUAGCCCAGGGUGGACCCUAGAGGGAAGCUGAACGAAAGGACUCCGGAGCGAGGGUCCUGAUGGGGCGCAAGUUCGGAGGGAGCCUGGGGGCUGCAGGGACCUCGCUGAGUGGGUUGCGGCGAUAGUCCAGGGCGAGGGUGACAGCUCGGCCAAGACGGGUAAAGCUGGGAGCGCGAGCUGGGGAGGCCUGGUGUCCUGGCUUGAGAGACUUGGCCCCCAGCGACCGGUGCAGUGAGGUAACAGCCCUACUGGGAGUGGUGACUGCGGUGAGGACUUGUCUGUCCCUGGAAAGUUACUCAUCCUGGUGGUCAGCCCAUUGCAGAAAUGGAUUUGGAUCUACUGGACCUGAAUCCCAGAAUUAUUGCUGCAAUUAAGAAAGCCAAACUGAAGUCAGUAAAGGAGGUCUUGCAUUUUUCUGGACCAGAUCUGCAGAGAGCAACCGCCCUCUCCAGCCUGGAGGUCCAGCAUGUACUGAGAACAGCCUCCUUGCACCUGAGGGGGGACAGCAUCCUCACAGCGCUGCACCUGCACCGGCAGAGGAAGCAGUUCCCUGCGCAGCACCAGCGCCUGAGCCUCGGCUGCCCUGUCCUGGAUGGGCUCCUCUGUGGUGGCCUGCCCCUGGAGGGCAUCACCGAGCUAGCUGGCCGCAGCUCAGCGGGCAAGACGCAGCUGGCACUACAGCUCUGCCUGGCUGUUCAGUUCCCACAGCAGCAUGGAGGCCUGGAGGCAGGGGCCGUGUACGUCUGCACAGAGGACGUCUUCCCCACCAGGCGGCUACAGCAGCUCAUGGCCCUCCAGACACAGCUACGCACAGACGUCCCAGGCAAUGUGGUCCAGAAGAUCAGGUUUGGUGACCAGAUCUUCGUGGAGCAUGUGGCUGAUGUGGACACCUUGCUGGAGUGUGUGACACAGAAGGUCCCCAUCCUACUGUCUCGGGGCAUGGCCCGCCUGGUAGUCAUCGACUCGGUGGCAGCCCCAUUCCGGUGUGAAUUUGAUGGCCAGGCCUCCGUCCCCAGGGCCAGGCGCCUGCAGUCACUGGGGUCUGCGCUGCGCCGGCUGAGCUGGGCCUUCCAGACCCCUGUGCUGUGCAUCAACCAGGUGACAGAGGCAGUGCAGGAGCCGAGCUCGGCCCCCAGACCCCCAGGCUCCACAGAUGGGCACAUCUGUCCAGCCCUCGGCAUCACCUGGGCCAACCAGCUCCUCAUGAGACUGAUGGCAGACCGGCUCCGUGAGGAGGAGGCCAUGCUCGACCGUCCUGGCUGUCCAGCUCGGACCCUGCGGGUGCUCUUUGCCCCCCACCUGCCCACCUCCUCCUGUUCCUACACAGUCAACGCAGAAGGGGUGAGAGGGACUCCUGGAACAGAGUCCUGCUGACUUGGUGGUGGGUGCAGACAGCCUGGCCAGGCCUGAGCCUCCAAGUGAUAGAGCCUGCCCAGCUCAGGCUCUCAUGGGUGUCACUCCACCUUCUGCCCCAGGUAUGGGGGCUGCUUUCCCCUCUGGCCCACCUGCCAGGCCUAAGCAUUUGUUCCAACAGGCCCUAGUUGGCCCUGGGGCUGGGGACUCCACUCUGGUGUAUCCAUAGUCGAGGACUCCUGGGGGGCAGCCCCUCCUUCCCCAGCUCUGCUUCACACAUUAUCACCCCCAGGAAUUGGGCCACCCCUGGCCUAGGUCUGGGGUCCUGCCCAGAAGGGGCCUCUUCUCCUACAGGCAGUGUAGUCUGCCCAAAGCCCCUGGUAAUGCUCGGGCUAUGGUGUGCUGCAAUCAGCCAAGUCCCCUCCAGCCCACACCCAACCUAAGACCUGAGUCUGGUAUGGGGUAGAGGAGAAGCCCCAAGCUGCCCUCCGGCCACCAUCCAGAGGAUCUGGUGAGUGGGACCGGACCUGCACCACCUUUGUGGGUGCACAGCAGCCUCAGGGUUCUACUGAGAAACUGGAAAAAGAAAAGGCUUGCGGUGCUUUCUCAGUGCCCCCCAUGCCUGGCCCCCGGAGUCUGGACGUCCAGUGCAGCCCUGGCCUGGUGCACCGUCCAUCCUGCUGAGGACAUAGCAGGACUCCUGGCUGUGGAGUCAUGUAGCCAGGCCCUACUCAAACUAGAAAGUGGGACCUCCCGGCAGCACAUCCGGCUGCAGACUGGAAUCUGACCAUCUGGUCAUAGAGACAUGAGGCCCAGAUGUCACCAAGGGGCAUGGCCCAUAUGGGCAGGACUGUGACCCACUUCUCAUUGGGCACCUGGCACAGAGUAGGCCUCUGACAAAGGUGCUGCGUGUAGGGAGGCGCAGGCUGCUCUCUGGGAGUUACGCCCCAUCUCAGUCCCCAUCCUGGACAUGGCUCACGUCUCUGCCCUGCCAUAGGGUGGGGAAACUGAGACAUAACAUGACCCAGUGGCUUGACUAUUCUCCCAAAGCCCUGAGGCAGACACUGGCCCCCAAGUCAGUCUUUAGGGCACUCUUGGAGCUAGCCCUGAGGCUAGGUGGGCUGCCCUGUGGUACUCCUGCCUGUGCCGUUUCCAGGGCAGAAAAUGUCAUCAGGUUAUCAAGGCCCUGUAACCCCAGAAAAGUUAAGAAUUGCUGGCAAAAAGUUAUUUUGGGGUUAGAUUUUUACAAAAUAGCUUUUUUGCAAAAGUGCAGGACUUUACACCAGAAAAUGUUAUUUUAUUUUUGUAAUUAAAUAUAAACAAUUCCAAAUAUUUUUCUAGGCAUGUUGUACCAACAAUCAGAAAAUGAAACUCCAGCUCCGCAGUGGAGUGCACUUCAUAGGAGACACCCGGCCCUGCCCUAGGGGAGGGCGCAGGGCUGCACCUCCCACAAUGCCAUCAAUAUCUGGAAGGGUUGCAUUCAGGUGGUCCCAGGAACACCAGCCAUCCCUGAGGGAGGCAGAGCAGAUGCCCCCCCACUGGGGGGUCCCCCAUCUGUUCUGUUGGCCUGGCAGGGGGCCCAGAAAGUUGGGAGACUGUGAACUGAACAUGUGUCCCUCACUGGUGCCGGGACUGCUGACCAAGUCUCAAGCACAAUGUCACCAACCUCAGAAAGUCAUGACCACUGAUUGUGGUCAGUGCUGCUAAGGGCCACUUUACGGUUUUCAGAAACCUGAGCAGAAGGUACACACUGCUCAAAAAUAAGUGCAAAUACAAACAGAUACUAGUUUCAUGUAUGUAACGUGCCUUCCAAGAACAUCCCACAAAGUUAUGAUAUUGGAAAAAAUCUGUUCUACAAAUUGGAAACAUAGGUCCUUAGCAAUAUGCAGUAUAUCCUAAAUACUAAACUUCUCAUUACACAAUAUUCCCAGCAGCUUUCUGAUCAAGCCCAUUAUUUUUAAUCCCAGAAAAGCACCAUCUGAGCUCCACUAAUGGAACACCAGGGCAAGCUGCUCUAAGCGCCGACACUGCCUGUCUAUGGCCUCCCCAGGCCAUGUGCCCACACAGGUUUCCCUCUGGAGCUGGCAUGGUGCAAUGGGCACUGCGGCCACAGAGGCCACGAUGCUUUGGCCCACUGCCUCUGCCACUGGUCACUUGCACAUUUACAUGACAAAAACUGAAAACAGGUGCCGGCUCUCAACUGGGGUGUCUCACGGAAAGGAACAUGGAGGAGGGGAGCUGGCCCCGCUUCUCUCUGUGGAGUGUUAAGGUUCAGACCACCAGACUGAAAACAGCACACUCCCUGCCUCCUUUGUAGUCACCAAGCCCAAACACCAGAAACCGCAGGUCCCCGCACCUUCCUCUGAACUCAGAGUGCUCUUCUGUCCUCCACCCUGAGCACUGUUUUCUGUUCCACAAAGGCUACUGGGCAGCAGUGCAGCCUGGGGAGCUCAGAAUUAACCCUGUGUCAGCUGUGCUUACUCUUUUGGAAGCCCUUUGUCUCUCCAGAGACUGUCACUCAGGAAAUGCUGGGUUUCAAGCCAGCCUCAGCUAUCUAUCCUGGAGAAGAAACUUCUUGGGGCUUGGGAAGGGAGCCCCCUGACCCCUGCUGUCCUGAGCCACCACCCCACCCCCGCGCUCCUACAGUGCCAUCUUCAAUGAGGGGACACAGUGCUACCCUCUUUCCUCAUUUUUGAUGGCUUCUCACAAUCCAUCCAAUUUUUCUAAUCACCUCCAGAAAGCACUUACAUAAUAAUAAGUUUCUGAUCCAUGCCUCGGAGAAGGAGACGUGGCCACAGGUGACCAACUAGGGGACAGUGUCAACUCCAUGGAGCAGCUUCAAUUCUAGGAAAUCCCUAGCUACACAGUCUUAAUGAAAACAAAUAUCUUUUCACAAACAGCAGUUUGUGACAUGAGAUAAUAUAAAAUUAUAUGGAAUUUACAUAAGGAUAUUUUAAAGUCCAGCCUUACAACAAAACUGCAGGCUGCUGGUCUCCAGCGUCAGCCCCAUGUCCACUUGGCCAGGGUCAUGCACAGGUAGCUCUGGGCCUCCAGCCACACUGGGGCUCCCAGCCCUCCUGCCUGACUUGACUCUUGCGGAAAAGCUGGGAGCAAACAAGUGCCCUUGCUGUGCCUUAGAGAUGAACACCCAGCCCCUCACAGGAGGCUCAAGCCUUACAGUCUAGUCCACAGCCAGGACUGCAGAUCCCUCCUCAAGCCCACAGGACGUGUCUUAGUGUCCCAGCUCACGGGCACAUCCUGACUAUUCUCCUGGGCAUCUUAACUCACAGGCUGGUCUUACAGCCCUAAAGAAAUGAUACCUCUGGGUGGAAUUUCAUAUUCCUGUCAAAAUCUACCCUGUGUAUUAACUCUACAAAGAAAAGGCUUUAGGCCAGGUACAGAGGCUCA